GACCAUUACCCACACACACAUGGCCAGCUAAGCAGAGUAAGUGGCUCAGUUACUAUACCGGCUAGAGCCAGAGGAAAGUGCUAAUGGAGGUAUCUAUGGGAACAAUGUGUUGGUGUGAAGAGUUGUGUGUCACCUCUGACUGCACUCAUGGCUCUACCACCGCUGCCUCGUAGGUCCUGCCUCACCACUGACCCCGGGGCUGACCUCACUGUAGUCUCCAGGGAGAGCAGACAACGACCAAGAUCAUGUCCCGAGUCAUCCAGUAGGAAACGGCAGGUUGAUGUAUUGCAGUCUCUGCUGCACAAGUUGACUAAUGGCGGCGGUGGCUCUGUGCUGCUCAGACAAGCCUUCAGGGCCUCCAAUGCCAAGGGAGAGGAGCGCAUCUCACGUGAGGCCCUCUACCACGUCCUCUGUAACUAUCUCACCAGUCUAACCAGGAAGCAAUUCAACCAUCUCUUGAACCAACUUGGACUGAGCACUUUCAAGAGUAUCACUUUCAACAACUUCAUCUCCUGUGUCCCUGGCUCCACCGCCCACUCACGCCCUCACACAUCCCGCCCACGCACCACCUUCCUUUCACUAAGGGGAGAGGCCAACAUCAGUCAGGUCACAGGUCAAGUGCUGGAGAAAUGCAAACAACUAGACACCCACCACACAGGCAAGCUCAUCCCUGAUCAAUUGAGAGCUGUCCUGAGAUCAUUUGGUAUUCCUGUAACCCCCGCCCAACUCACUGAGCUGUGUCAGUCGCUAGGUUACAAGGAGGGCGGGCUGGUCGACUAUACCGUGGUACUAACACACUUCACGCUACGCAGCAAGUCAGGCAUCAUCCACUCGAAGCUCACAGACAAACAACAAAGGUUUCAUGUUGAUGAGCCUAAGAGAGCCUGCACCUCGAUGGGAGAUGCAGAGACUAGACUCAUCACUGUACUCAACUCACAGUUCCUCAAAAUACUCGCUGCUUUCAAGUCACAUGACAGAAGAGGGCGUGGCUACGUGCCGAGGGAUGUAUUCCUGUCAGUCUUGUACAGCCAUGCCGACGGUAGUGACAAUCCUGAUGACAUUGAGAGCAUUGCGGAGAAAUUGUCUGACAACAAUUGGGUACCCUAUCCAAAGUUCUUGGCGCUGUUUGAGCACGCCCCCUCAUCCAUCAGACCCCCCACUGUGAUUACCCCCCACAAAGAACCAGGACAGUUGAUGCAGUGUCUUCAUGACAUAGUGAGCAGUAAAGGUGCUGAAGUGACUCAAGUGUUCCAUAGCUUGGACCCUGGUAACACCGGGAGGCUAACACUAGCCAUGACCACUGAGCUGCUGGAGAGGUUUGGUGUGUGCUGCUCCCAGUGUGAGCUGGAGGUUGUGUGGAGAUCACUGCUCAGGAACAGAGACAACACUGUCCAGUUCCAGGAGUUCAUGAGGCACUUCACUGACAAACCAUCCUCAGCAGAACGGAGGCCCCACUUGACUGAUGAUCACCAUUUCAUGCUCUCUAAGAACCUGCACAGAGAUGAGGACAUGGUGGCAGAGUCUAUCCUCUCCACCCUCCGGCUACACCAGUCCCCAUUGCUCAAACAACUGACCCCUCAUGAUCCACUCAACACUGGCACACUACCAACACACACCUUCCUGGAGUGUGUGUCUAGCGUGUGCCCUGAUCUCUCCAGAGAUAAGCUUCAACUGCUACACGAGAGACUAGGAGAUACUGUUUCAUAUCAUCGCCUUCUCUCUAAACCACGACACAAUCCGUAUCGUCAUGGCAGCAACAUGAGCUCUGUGAUGGCACAUAAACCGCCCACUCCCAGCCUCACUGACACCCACGCACCAUCUGUGCUUUCAGCCCGCCCACCUUAUGGCUUAUCGGGGGUCAAAGUCCAUCUACAGAGACAGUUGGUCAAGAAUUGGCGUACAAGUCGUCGCCUGUUCCGAGACGUAGACCGUGGGCGUACUGGUCGUGUGGGGGUGGGGGAGCUGUGGGGGGUCCUGGCGCAGUGUGGGGUAGAGCUAACCACAGACGACCAGUUCCAUAUCCUCGAGCUACUGGAUCCACAACUCAAGGGAACCGUUGACUACAAUCAUCUGAUUGGUGCCGUCUUUGAGCAGCAGUGAAACUAUAGCAACCAUUAAUAUAGACUAGUGUACAAUCAUGUAGGAGGAACUUUCUUAAUUUAUGUUUUGUGUAAAUGAUUUAAUAAUAAUUAUUGCUACAUGCACAUGUCAAGUAUUUACUCAUGUACAGUAUUUUAUUUCAUUUUGCAAGACUAUUUUCACACAUUAAUU
This is a messenger RNA of Halichondria panicea, 2271 nucleotides long. RefSeq names its product EF-hand calcium-binding domain-containing protein 6-like. NCBI's taxonomy places the organism in Eukaryota, Metazoa, Porifera, Demospongiae, Suberitida, Halichondriidae. The transcript is spliced from 12 exons. Bases 148 to 2100 code for a protein of 650 amino acids. The record is from RefSeq and is a predicted model, not a curated record.